Messenger RNA from Pseudopodoces humilis (Tibetan ground-tit), 1791 nucleotides. The record is from RefSeq and is a predicted model, not a curated record. Lineage: Eukaryota; Metazoa; Chordata; Aves; Passeriformes; Paridae.
GCAACAGUUAAUGAAGUACACACAUUACUAAUGUCCAUCCUGCAGAGAAAUGAACUGUGAAAAAAUUUAAGCAAACAUGUUCCAACUGUUCAUACAAAGGAUUGCACGAAUCACACAUUGUGCUUCCAUAAAAGUUUCCCCACAAUUUGCUGCUGCUCAGCAUGUACUUCACUUAGCUUCCUACAAUUAAAAUUUGCAAACAAAAAAGCUUUCCAGUGCUAACAAACUCAUAUGCUUUCCUGGAGAUCUGGAGCCACGUGUUUUGGGAAUAGCUGGGUACACCACGCCAAUAUAAUAUAAAGCUCAACCAGGUGGUUGGUACUAAAAUGAUAUGGGUGGCAGUCAUUGGUGAUUGGUUCAACCUCAUAUUUAAAUGGAUUUUAUUUGGUCAUCGCCCUUACUGGUGGGUGCAAGAAACAAUGAUUUAUCCUAAUCAGUCAAGCCCGUGCCUUGAACAGUUUCCUAUAACAUGUGAAACUGGACCAGGAAGCCCAUCUGGACAUGCCAUGGGAUCAUCCUGCGUCUGGUAUGUAAUGGUCACAGCAGCACUUAGGUACACAGUUAGAUGGAAAGAUAAAUCAGCUGUUACCCUUCACAGACUAACAUGGUCAUUCCUCUGGAGUAUUUUUUGGAUUAUCCAGAUCAGUGUGUGCGUCUCAAGAGUAUUCAUAGCAACACAUUUCCCUCAUCAAGUUGUUCUUGGAGUAUUUGCUGGCAUUCUUGUGGCAGAAGCAUUUGAGCAUACCCCUGCCAUUCAGACAGCAAGCUUGAGAAUGUACAUCAAGACAAACUUGUUUCUUUUCAUCUUUGCCCUUGGUUUUUAUCUAUCUCUGAAGCUUCUUGAUAUUGACUUGCUAUGGUCUGUUCCAAAAGCUAAGAAGUGGUGUGCCAACCCAGACUGGAUAAACAUUGACACAACUCCAUUUGCUGGACUGGUGAGGAACUUAGGUGCACUCUUUGGUUUAGGUCUUGGAAUUAAUUCUGAAAUGUUCAUCACGAGCUGCAAAGGUAAAAAUAGCCGCAAGUUAAGUUUCCGCAUAUUGUGUAUAGCUGCUUCUUUAGCUACACUGCAGCUGUAUAAUUUUGUUAAGAUACCUACUCAUACUGAGUAUUUGUUCUACAUUCUCUCUUUUUUUAAGAGCGCAGCUAUGCCUCUGACUGUAGUUGCCUUGGUUCCGUACUGUGUCCACUCAUUAAUGAGGACAACUGAAAAGAAACUUAAUUAGGUUAAGUUUCAAAAUGGUUAGCAAUGUGGGGAUGGAUGUGAACUGUUCAAGAACCCUCUGCAAAGGCAGUUUUGCUAAUUCAUUUAAACCAAGGGGAUGCCACUGCAUCCUGGAAAGGAGCUAGUACAUCCGAAAUCACUACACUCAAGAAUGACUUUGACUUUGGCUCAGAAAUAUUAGUUGCUGAUUUUAUUCCUAGAAAUAUUGCAAGUGCACUGCAGUAUGGUUAGAAAUGGCCCAAUACUCUGGGUCAUAAUUAAGUUUUAAAGUGUAAUCAGCCAUCUUUAUUUAGCUAUAUGGUGGUCUUUUAGUUCUGUCCAUCUCUAGCUAGAUAAUGCUUCAAGCGCCAGUUGUACAUGGUGAUACUCGAUAUUUUGGUUUUUUUAUAUAUACUGUGUGUUAAACUGCUACAUAAUGGUGUGACAGUAUCACACCACCUACAACUGUAGGCUGUAUCCAGGCACUGUGGAAAAGGCCAGCAUAGUUAUAAACAAGGCUUUAGAUUUAAUUUAUUGAGCUUCCUGAGCAAACCAGCUUCUGAUUAAGUCAGAUGAGGAAAAAAAAA